This is a messenger RNA of Nezara viridula (southern green stink bug), 1155 nucleotides long. The record is from the annotation of a GenBank genome assembly. NCBI's taxonomy places the organism in Eukaryota, Metazoa, Arthropoda, Insecta, Hemiptera, Pentatomidae.
AUGGCAAAAGGGAAGAAAAAGAAAACUAGAGAUAAGAGGAAACGUGGUAAAGGAAAAAAGAAGAUCUCACUGCCUAAGACCGAAUUAGAAAUAAAACUGACCGAGCAAAUGAUGAAGAGGGUCGGAAAGAAACUAAGACCUAUGAAAGUCCUUCAGGAGAUGUACAAGAAAAUUAUGGACCACUACGACAGAUAUCGUUCGAAACGUCCAGUUUACUCGCCCAGUCAUUUAUCAACUAAGGUACCUAGUACUUCAAGACCGACGGAAGAACCGAGGUCGGUCGAUUAUUCGGGAUCGGUUGGAGAACUUGCAGAAAUCUUUUUUGUAAGACGUACUACUAUGAUAGAUAAGCGAAAAGGGGACGAAGACGAUUCUCCUAUAAACAUAGAGACGAGGCUAGUCAAGAAGUGCAAUUACCUGAGGCUUAGCUUCGAGGGAAUGUUCGAUGCUGAGAGGAAGACUGUCAUCACAAACUCUGGCUACCACGUUAUAGGAUCAUUGGGAGGAGAGGUUUUAAUAUGGAAUGGACCACUUUUUGGAAAAUAUAUAUUACAAAACUUUCAUGUACACUAUGGAGAAUCUCGUAAUGAUGGAAGCGAGCACACAAUAAAUGGACGAAGAUUUACAAUGGAAAUGCACAUGGUAUUCCUGCCCCAUUCAGCUAACGUUGACAUCACGCAAGAGUCGUUUAACAUGACAGCUAAAAAAGUAGUACUAGGAUUGAUAUUUAAGCUGAGCCGUAAAAUCUGCUACUACGACCUCUUCUCUGUUGUAUCACACAUCAACAAGAAGGGAAAGAGUCUCGAGACGUCCAACAACCUCCUCUACGAUUUCAAAGACAUUUUGGCUGAAUCGGAAUAUUACAAUUACUCCGGAAGCGGUACUGAAGGCGAUCAUAAAGAGUACGAGUGGCUGCUUUUCAAGAAAGUGUUGCCGAUAAAUAAACGACAGAUGCAGAACAUGUGGGAUUUGAGAAAAUUCGAUACAGAAAAAACUAACGUGAAGCCAACCCAGCCUUUGGGAGAAAGAACGAUCUUCACACCUUAUUAUUACGACCAUCACAAAUGUCGUGGUAAAGAACAGUGCAAAUGUUUCGGCCAUUCUAAGGCGUUCAAACCGAUUCCGAAGAUUGCACCAUUGCCAAUUGUUGAAUAA